AUGGAUUACGAAGCUCUCAAGGAGCAGUGGAGCGAGGUCGAGGACCGCGAUGGCGUCCGUCUCAGCUGGAACGUCUUCCCUAGCUCGCGCAUGGAAGCAUCGCGCCUCGUUGUGCCCAUCGGCGCCCUGUAUACACCUCUCAAGGAGAAGCCUGACACCCCUCUCCUUCAAUUCGAGCCCGUCACUUGCAAGCAGCCUUGCCGCUCUGUCCUGAAUCCCUUCUGCUCGGUAGACGUCCGCGCUCGUCUUUGGAUCUGCCCGUUCUGCCUCUCGCGAAACCCCUUGCCGCCGCACUACAAAGAUAUCAACGCCCAAGCAAUCCCACCCGAGCUGCACCCCUCGAACACUACGAUUGAAUACCGCCUUUCGCGCCCGGCGCCCAGCGCGCCCAUUUUCCUCUAUGUCGUCGACACUUGCCAAGAGGAAGACAGCCUGGCGGCGUUAAAGGAGUCGCUGAUCAUGAGCUUGAGUCUCCUCCCCGAGAAUGCUCUCGUCGGCCUCAUUACCUACGGAACCAUGGCUCAGGUGCACGAGAUCGGCUACACCGAAUGCGCCAAGUCGUACGUCUUCCGCGGCAGCAAGGACUACAACGCGAAGCAGGUCCAGGAAAUGCUUGGGCUUCUGUCACCGGGCAUGAGACCUGGUCAACCUCAAAUCCAGCCCGGCAGGCCUAUGCCUGCGGGCCCUGCAUCGCGUUUCUUGCUGCCUGUCUCUCAGGCCGAGUUUCAGUUGACCAAGGCCCUAGAGCAGCUUCAGAAGGACCCCUGGCCCGUUGCGAAUGACCGCAGGAACCUACGAUGCACUGGUGUCGCCCUGAGCGUGGCAGUAGGUCUCCUCGAAUCCUCUUUCCAGCAUGCCGGAGGCCGUAUCAUGCUGUUCGCUGGUGGGCCAGCUACAGAGGGACCUGGUAUGGUUGUCGGCCCAGAGCUCCGGGAGCCCAUCCGGUCUCACCACGAUAUCGACCGAGACAACAUCAAGUACUACAAGAAGGCUCUCAAAUUCUACGACAACCUCGCCAAGAGGUCGGCCCACAAUGGGCAUGUCAUUGACAUCUUCGCUGGUUGCUUGGACCAAGUCGGUCUGCUUGAAAUGAAGGGCCUGUGUUCUCAGUCAGGAGGCAAUAUGGUGCUUACGGAUUCGUUCACCAGUUCAAUGUUUAGGCAGUCGUCCAUUCGCGUGUUCGAAAAGGAUGGUGACGACAACUUGCUCAUGGGCUUCAACGCAACGCUGGAGGUAUUAACUACCAAGGAGUUGAAGGUCACUGGCUUGAUUGGCCAUGCCAUCUCACUGAACAAGAAGUCAACCUCGGUGGGCGAGACAGAGUGCGGAAUCGGCAACACGUGUUCCUGGAAAAUGUGUGGCAUCGAUCCCACGUCCAGUUACGGUGUAUAUUUCGAGAUCGCUAGCCAAGGCGGCCCCCAAGCUCACCAAGCCCCCGCCAAGGGCAUGAUCCAAUUCCUCACUUACUAUCAGCAUUCCUCGGGCCAGUUCCACUUGAGGGUAACGACGAUUGCCCGAAACCUGAGUGGACCAGCAGGCGAUCCGGCAAUCGCCCAAUCGUUCGACCAAGAAGCCGCCGCUGUUCUCAUGUCUCGCAUCGCUGUCUUCAAAGCGGAAGUCGACGACGGACCGGAUGUUCUGCGCUGGGUCGACAGGAUGCUCAUCAGACUAUGCUCCCGUUUCGCGGACUACCGCAAGGAUGACCCCUCGUCUUUCCGCCUGGAGAAGAACUUCACUUUGUAUCCUCAGUUCAUGUUUCACUUGAGAAGAAGUCAGUUCCUCCAAGUCUUCAACAAUUCGCCCGACGAAACUGCUUUCUACCGACAUAUUCUCAACCACGAGGACACAAGCAACUCGCUCAUCAUGAUUCAGCCCACAUUGGACAGCUACACCUUUGACCAAGAGUCGUCGCCUGUUCUUUUGGACAGCUCUUCUAUCCAGCCCACUCACAUUCUCCUCCUCGACACCUUCUUCCACAUUCUCAUUUUCCACGGCGAGACGAUCGCUGAGUGGAAGAAGGCGGGAUACCAGGACCAGGAAGGUUACGAGAACUUCGCGGCCUUGCUCGAGCAGCCCAAGGAAGAUGCCAGAGACCUCAUUUCCGACAGAUUUCCGUUGCCGCGUUUCAUUAUUACAGAGGCCGGAGGUUCACAGGCACGAUUCUUGCUGUCAAAGUUGAAUCCCUCAACUACACACACCACCGGAGCGUAUGGCGGCGUGGGCGCCCAGAAUGCACAGACCAUCUUCACCGACGAUGUGUCUCUGCAGACUUUCAUGGACCACUUGAUGAAAGCAGUCAAGAUGCCUCCUAAGCUCGACCCCAACGAGAUCAAGGUCAUUCACCUCCGUGCCACCGGAGGUGAGGUCGGUGCCUCCUCCGCUCUUGCCCCCAAGAUUGGUCCUCUCGGUCUGUCUCCCAAGAAGGUUGGUGAAGACAUUGCGAAGGCCACCGGCGACUGGAAGGGUCUCCGCGUCACGGUUAAGCUCACCAUCCAAAACCGUCAAGCCGCCGUCUCCGUCGUUCCCACCGCCUCUUCCCUCAUCAUUCGCGCCCUGAAGGAGCCCCCUCGUGACCGCAAGAAGGAGAAGAACAUCAAGCACAACAAGUCCGUCUCCCUCGACGAGAUCAUCGAGAUCGCGAGGACUAUGCGCUACAAGUCCUUCUCCAAGUCUCUUGCUGGCACUGUCAAGGAGGUUCUCGGAACGGCGUACAGCGUUGGAUGCCAGGUUGACGGCAAGCGCCCUCAGGAUGUUAUCGACGCCAUUCAGUCUGGCGAGAUCGACAUCCAGAUGCACCACAUGGUGCAACAGUCGCCAAACUUCGACCCUCUCCCGAUAUUCCCCCUGCAGAACAAUCACCAGCAGCAGCAGCAGCAGCAGCAGCAGCAUACGCCUCUGCCGCCACAGUCGUCGACGAUACUGCAUCAGAAUCAGCAGCAAUUAUCCUACCCUCACGCCUAUACAUUUGAUCACCGUCUGGGCAGCCUACCCACCGAGUCCGGAAACUCUCCAUUUCCAAGCGGCAAGAUCCCGAGAUCCUUUCCCAUUCGCACCUCGCAUUCGACCCAGCCGUUACAACGGCGCACCGCAACCGCCGGCGGACAGUCACAUCUCGUUGAUCGACCGGAACACCAGCUGCGGCGGAAGACCCCGAAUGGCACAAUCGAUGCAGGCUACGAUGGCUCUGCUGCCCACCUCGCCUCGGGGCCUCCGCCUUUGAAGCAAAUGAUUCUUCCAGCUGCGCCGACCGCGUAUGCUGCAAAUCGUCUUCACGCGGUGACCGACCCGAAUCACAAUUCGAAAUUCGGCUUAGGCGCACAAGGCCGCGUCUCUAUUCCUGUUGUACACGAUCGAGCUGCCGAGACUCUGAAUACCAUUUCUCCGGCGUACCCGCCGUGGGCACAUGGGCUGGAAUUUUCACAGCAGUCUAUGCUAGGCGCUGCUUCCUCGGGCCCUCAGAAUCCAGCGCCUUUGCAGUACGGCUUCAACUCCACUGGCGUAUCUUCGCACUUUGGAUCCACACCGCAGUCACGCCCUCGGUCUGCGGCAUACAAUGCUACUUCUUUCUUUCCUGGACCUCUGCCGGUGGAUGACGCCGCUGCGGCUUUUGUACCCGGGCUCCUCCAACCAGCAAAUCCUUGGUAUCCCGCACCUCAGCAACAACCGAGCUAUGUCGGUCCGCCUUCCUUUCACACUCCGUCCCCAUCGACGUACGACCAUCGCUUGUCACAAUUUCCAAAUUCGCUCCUUCGUCCGUCGGCUCACUUCACCCCGGCCGAUGCCUAUUCAUGCAAUGCCUAUGGCCAAGGCUUUCUCCAACCCAUGCAGUUCAACCUGGAAGGCCUGACCUUGGACACCAGCCUUAUCAGCGGCACUGAAAGGCCCACCACGAUCGAAGCGUCCCCGGCCGGUUUCAGGGAAAAGGUGCUUGCUCAAGCUCACCGAAGUUACGUCGACUUGCUUGCGUACCUUCACCAUGGUCGCAAAACUCAGCAAUUACGGCCCGGAUCUGCCUUGAGCACCACGUCAAGAAUGGUGGUGUAUCCCAAACCCCCCAAGCAGCCGGCUGUCACAACAGCCUCGAUGUCUCAUUAUCAGGCGGACACGGGGACAGCCGUCAAUUGUCACUUGAAGGCCAGCACUGGCAACCUAUUCAUGGGAGCUCCCGCAAGCAAAAUGCAACUGCUUCCACAAUCCGCCGGAUGGGAUAGCAACAUUGGGGAUUCGAGAGAUACCGUUUUCCCGGUUGCCAAUUCGACUAGCCCUGUGUUCCCAAGCCAAUUUGGUCGGAGUUCUCCGCUUGCAAACGCAAAAAGCUCCUUGGAAAUUCUCACCCAUCUGUGCGAGCAAAGCGGUUGGAAAUGGAUCGAUGGCGUGUUACUUGGAGGAUGUCUCCAUUAUGGCCUGGAGCAUUUUGAAGAAGCUCUAGAAUGGUUCAAUCGAAUCAUUUCACUCGAUGCCAACCAUGUGGAAGCGGUAUCGAACCUGGCAGCUACACUCUACUGUCUCAAUCGACAAGAAGAAGCAGAGACGUAUUGGCUGAAAGCUAUCAAGACCCGGCCGCAAUACCUCGAAGCUGUUGAGCAUCUGGUUGGCCUUCUCUAUAAGAAGAAGAGCCUGGAUGCUGUAGAGGUCAUUAGCUUUGUCCAGAACGCCUUGAGACUGCCACAUGGUCACUCGGAGCUCGUGGGCCCUGCUGCCGCGGCCUCUUUUUCUGCUGCAUUAAAUGACAAUGUUGCACAACUCGGUUUUGGCUCAAGCGGGUACGCGAUACCAGGUAGCGAGAAUGGCCGCAUUCUUGCUCUUGUUCAUGCCAAAGGCACCAUGCUUUACAGUCUCAAAGACAUUGCAGGGGCAUCUGAAGCCUUCGAGGAGGCAGUUCUCAUCAGCACGGGACGUCAGACUUCAUCCAUCCAGACGCUGGUGCGCCAAAUUCAGCAUGUACUUUCUCCCAGCGUCGGGCUUGGAAAUGCGCCUGGGGUAGUCACUGCUGCGCGUCCCUUACUACUCCCUCCUGAAAAGGCGAGACGCACGGCUAAAUUGGUGUUCUCCGGGAAUGGCGAACUCCCAGGGUUGCGGUUCGUGCCGGAAGGCGGACCUAAAAGAGCGGCUGUCCAGACUACGAGUAAUUCGCUGCUCUCACUCGCGAAAAUAUUUCAAGAUGCCAUGUCAUCCAGUGCUACCUCCGCUGGGCUUGUGCGGAAACCAACCGGCGUUGGCGAUAUCUUGGCGCUCUACUAUCUGUCAUUGUCUCUCCAGGAGAGCCCAUCAACCGCCAACAACGUUGGAAUUCUUCUUGCCAGCGUUCAACAGCCCGCUGCGGCCAUGUCGCCCGGAACAUUGGCAUCGCAACCUAGGAUUCCCGGCAUACCUCCAGGCAGUGGGCUGGCGCUCGCUCUGGCAUACUACAAUUAUGGUCUCCUCCUGGACCCGAAACACGUUCACCUACACACCAAUCUUGGUAGUCUUUUGAAAGAUAUUGGACAGCUCGAUCUGGCCAUCCAGAUGUAUGAGCAAGCCGUUCAGUGCGAUGGCAAUUUUGACAUUGCCUUAACAAACCUCGCCAAUGCUGUCAAAGACCGUGGGCGUGUCAACGACGCCAUCACAUAUUACAAGCGCGCCGUCAAGUCCAACCCCGAGUUUGCCGAAGCUGUAUGCGGGCUCUCCACCGCUCUGAACUCAGUGUGUGAUUGGAGGGGUCGCGGCGGGGCUCUGGUUCAGGGGGGUAAAUAUGACCGGUGGCACGUCGACGACGAUGGCAUGCUGGUGGAUGCACGUACCCAAGGAAACGCAGCCGGCCUGACGAAGAAAGUCAUCGACAUCGUUGCCCGUCAGCUCGAAGACGCAUCGUCUUGGGGUGUGGGUGUCUUGCACGAAAAUGAUAUCGCACUCUUGGCCUCUAAACUGCAACUGGCUGAUCCCAAGUCAACCUACACAGCAGCAGACCUGGCUUCGAAACUCACCAGUUGGGCCAAGAACCCUUGGGAAGGAUCCCGGCUGCUACGACUAGUGGAACGGGCUACCCGGGCUUCGAUGCGAAGAUGGUAUUACGACAAGCAUAUCCUAGGACUGAGGGCAGACGUCAAGUACGAACGUCCGCGGCUACCGUCCAACUUGACAGUGCCAUCUGCUCCCACCGUUCUGCCCUUCCACACCUUUACGUGUCCAUUGACGGCCAAAGACAUUCGAAUGAUAUCGCAACGCAACGCUUUCAGAAUUUCGUGUUCUACACUCCGGUCGCCCUGGUUGCCCAACACCGUAUAUCCGCCACCACGCCCUCCUUCGCCGCAUCUCAACGUCGGCUACGUUUCAUCCGACUUCAAUAAUCAUCCUCUGGCUCAUUUGAUGCAGUCCGUCUUCGGCUUCCACGACAGGACCCGCGUGAGAGCAUUUUGCUACGCCACGACAGCUAGCGACAAGUCUGUCCAUCGUCUGCAAAUCGAGAGAGAAGCGCCAGUAUUCCGGGAUGCCAGCACCUGGUCGUCAGACAGGCUCGUUGAGCAAAUAGUGCAAGACGAAAUCCAUAUCCUUGUCAACUUGAACGGUUAUACGAGAGGCGCCCGGAAUGAAAUAUUUGCCGCAAGACCAGCCCCAAUCCAAAUGUCUUUCAUGGGCUUUGCCGGCACUUUGGGCGCCGAAUGGUGCGACUACAUCCUCGCAGACACCACGGCCAUCCCCCCUGACACUCUGCGGCCCUGGCGUGGCAACCUGACCAUUGACGAUGUCUUCGAGGACAAAACAGAAGAGGACACAGGUGACUGGAUCUACUCGGAGAACAUCAUUUUCUGCAAGGACACCUUCUUCUGCUGCGACCAUGCUCAGUCCAGCGAUCCAGACGAGCACAAGGUCUCGUGGGAAGACGAGCAGCGACGGAGAUGGAAAAUGCGCAAGGAGUUGUUUCCAAAGCUACCCGAUGACACCAUCAUUCUCGGCAACUUCAACCAGCUUUACAAGAUUGACCCCACAACUUUCAGGACGUGGUUGCGUAUUCUUUCGAACGUUCCUCGGGCUAUUCUUUGGCUGCUGCGGUUUCCUGAACUAGGGGAGACCAACCUGCGGAGAACUGCGAAAGCGUGGGCAGGAGAGGAGGUCGCCAGCCGCAUCAUUUUCACGGAUGUGGCACCCAAGAGUCAGCACAUCUCUCGAGCACGUGUGUGUGAUCUAUUUCUCGACACGCCCGAGUGCAAUGCCCACACCACAGCUGCGGACGUUCUGUGGUCUAGCACCCCGCUGUUGACGCUGCCCCGUUAUCCGUACAAGAUGUGUUCUCGAAUGGCGGCCUCGAUUCUGAAGGGCGCUUUACCCAAGAGCCCCAAGGGCUUGGAGGCAGCGAACGACCUGAUUGCCGACAGCGAAGAAGAGUACGAGGAAUUCGCGAUCAGACUGGCGAAUGGACUGUCGUACCAGAUCAGCCGUGGAGGAUACGGCGAGGGAAGUGGUCGGCUGGCAACACUACGCAGGCUGCUUUGGGACAGUAAAUGGACUUGCGCCCUUUUCAACACAAGACGAUGGGUGGCUGACCUCGAGCAUGCAUACGAUGAAGCCUGGCGGAGAUGGGUGGAGGGUGAAGAUGGAGACAUCUACCUCUAG
Molecule: messenger RNA, 7590 nt
Organism: Colletotrichum karsti
Lineage: Eukaryota; Fungi; Ascomycota; Sordariomycetes; Glomerellales; Glomerellaceae
Exons: 16
Coding region: 1-7590 (2529 amino acids)
Biological process (GO): translation; protein O-linked glycosylation; intracellular protein transport
Cellular component (GO): ribosome; COPII vesicle coat
Molecular function (GO): structural constituent of ribosome; protein binding; glycosyltransferase activity
Source: RefSeq, a predicted model, not a curated record